GUAACUGCUAACAGUCCGCCUCAGAGACCAUGGAUUCCCUUGACAAGACCCAAUAGGACGAGACCUACAUGUAUUUUUACUGUAAUGUGUUACAACGUUUUGUGCGAUAAAUAUGCGACACGUCAGAUGUAUGGCUACUGUCCAAGCUGGGCACUAGACUGGGAAUAUCGGAAGAAGGGAAUUCUUCAAGAGAUUCGUCAUUAUGCAGCCGAUUUGAUAAGCCUCCAAGAAGUUGAAACGGACCAAUUUUACAACUUCUUCUUGCCAGAACUUAAACAUGAUGGCUAUGAUGGUAUUUUCUCUCCUAAAUCUCGAGCUAAAACGAUGGCUGAAAAUGACAGAAAAUACGUUGAUGGUUGUGCAAUCUUUUAUAGAACAGCCAAAUUCACUUUGAUAAAAGACCAUCUUGUAGAAUUUAAUCAAUUGGCAAUGGCAAAUGCCGAAGGGUCGGACCAUAUGUUAAAUAGAGUUAUGCCUAAGGAUAAUAUCGGAUUAGCAGCUUUGCUUAAAACAACCGAAGCAGCUUGGGAUAAUGGGCUUCCUUCGGAUCCAGUUCAAAUUGAACAACCAAUUCUCGUAUGCACUGCUCAUAUUCAUUGGGAUCCUGAGUAUUGUGAUGUAAAAUUAAUUCAGACAAUGAUGUUGAGUAACGAAUUACGAUCUAUUCUUGAUCAAGCAAGCCAGCAAUUCAAGCCUGGUCAUAAGCCUGACUCCAAUAUUGUACAACUUUUGCUUUGCGGUGAUUUUAAUUCAUUGCCAGAUUCAGGUGUAAUAGAAUUCUUGACGUCAGGAAGAGUUGCUUCUGAUCACCGUGAUUUCAAAGACCUUGCUUAUAAAUCUUGCUUACAAAAAAUUUCUGGAUGCGACAAACCAAAUGAAUUCAUCCAUUCAUUUAAGUUAGCUUCAGCUUAUAGUGAAGACAUAAUGCCGUAUACCAAUUAUACAUUCGACUUCAAAGGAAUUAUUGAUUAUAUUUUCUAUUCGAAACAAAGUAUGGUUCCACUAGGUUUAUUGGGGCCUUUAAGUCCUGACUGGUUCAGAGAACAUAAGGUUGUGGGAUGUCCUCAUCCUCAUAUCCCUUCAGAUCAUUUUCCUUUACUAGUGGAAUUAGAAAUGACGCCGACUAUAGGGACUAGUAAUGGUUUGAUUUCACGCAGGUAGCAGCCGCUCCGAUCUAGACCGAAAUAAAAAAGCAAAAACUGAUUACCGAUUAUGAAAACCCGAUGACUCCUUACAUUCUGGCUCUAGGAUUAUCACUCGCAACAGACUAUUAUUGAAAUAAUUGCAAAUGUUCAAAUACUCCACAUUACCGCACAUUCUAUUUAAACUGACCGAUAAAAUCAAUUAAUUUUAAUGAUUUAGGUGAUGGGAGCCAUGUUGUAAUGCGUUUAGCCCAUGUAUAGUGUAUUGCAUUUUUAAGAAGUUAUGAAUAUCAUCGUUAAUAAUCACGGUAAUAUGUAUGUAGAUACCUAUUUUCCUACUUAAAAAAAAAAAGAAAAAAAGAUUUAAGAAGCAAAUUAAAUAUUCCGAUCAAACCUCUGUGAUAUUGAGACUAAUUGGAACAAUUUCACAUAUUUAUUAAACACUUAGAAUCUACUAGAAAAAUUCUGGAAUCUUCCUAAAUGUCAUUACAACAAUCUCCAAGCCAAUUUUUUAAUAAAAAUGCUGCCAUCCAUUGAAAAAUUGUAUUUUUAAACAAAAACGACUAAAGAAGAAAAAAAAUAUACAUAUAUAUAAUAAAUAUAUAUGAAAACAUACACGCUAUACUGGGCUGUGCGAAAUGAUUGGAGUUGACUUAACAAUUUCAAUGCAAGUACAAAUCUGUUCUUAUUGGCCACGUAUAUUGAUAAUGAUAAUGUUAAAUAAUAAUUAAACAAAAAUAGAUGAUAUUAUAACAAAUGUAAUUGUAUGUAUGACUAUGUAAUAAUAUUCAUGUAUGGUAGUAUUGUCUAGAUUCGGUUGUCAUUCAUUCAUUAACAUUUUUUAAUUCAAUUUAUAUAUAAACAUACUUAAACGUAUGAAAUGUAUUAUUUUACUGCUUGUUGAUUCAGCUUCUACUUAUUUUGCUAGAUGAAUUUCAAAACGAUACGAUUUCUUCAUUUUUAAUAAUCGAAUAGGAAUAUAUUAAUAAUAUGAUGAAUUAACUCUAUCCAAAACAAUAUACAUUUUUGAAUAUAUUUGCGAGUGCAAUUGAUAUAAUUUUUCAUUUAUGAAAUAAAUUUAUUAUGCAAUUUUUCUCAGGACAAAUAUGAAAAUAUUUGAAAUUUUUUUCAUUUUAUAGAAUAUAGUUUUCACGACGAUCAAUUGUAAAUAAUUUUAAUCAAUAAUGAUUCUGUAAUUAACGAAUUUAAACAAUGUAAAAAUAGUUUUAAAUAAUUAUUUGAUACUCAAAACGAACUGAAUACAACAAGUGGUAACCGUGUGAAUUUAUAUAAUUUUGCAUAGAUAAUGAAUAUUUGUAGUGAAUGUUGUAAAAAAAAUUACAUAACUGACCAUUUUUAUGAAUCAAACAAAAUCGGGGUUCCAUAUUUGUAUAUUGGUUCAUUACGCUCGUUUCAUACCAUAAUUUAGAGCAAUUGAAUAAUAAGAUAUCACUAUAAUGAAUACAGUUUAUAAUUGAUCUCUGGCCUAAUUUGACAAGAUGCAUCAUGUAUUGUUUACCUUCAUUAAUGAAGGUAAUCUAUCAAUUUACCAUCUAAAUACGAUAAUUAAUUAAUUAAUAAUUCAUGUCUACCAUUUAAGCCUCUUAAAUUACGUUGACAAUAUUAUAUUUUAUUAUAAUCCUUUUACCAAUUAAUUACAAUGGAAACUCAUUAAUUAAAUGUAUUGUCAACAUUAUAUCUCAUUCAGGAUAAGUUACCAUCAUUUACAUCUUCAUGACUUUUUUGUCAUUAAUCGAAGUAUAUUUUACUCGAGAUACAUAAUUUGUAUUUAUAAUUUAAAAAAAUGAUUAGGCCACACAUGCAUGCACUGAAGAUAUCAGACUUGUUAUUUAGACAUUAAGACAUACGAAUUUCUAACGGAAAUUAAAAUGGAAAUUUUAUCGCAUAAUGAAAAAUAAGUGUGUUGUAUAAUUAAUUCCAUGAUCGUUUGGCAUUUUUCUUCUUUCCAAUAAGUGUAGUAAUAUAAUAAUAGUAAAGACAGAAGUACUUAUUUAUAAUUAUUAAGAUAUAAAUUUCCUAUUUUAUUUCUUUUAUAACAAUAACAAAGAACUUUAAAAAGGAAAUUAAUCGUAUAUUGAGUUGUAUGGGAUUUUUCAAUUAAUAAGUAAUUAUGUGAAAUGAUCGAAUAUGGAUAUUGAUAUUAAUUAUUUGAAUUGUGUAAUCGAUGCAAGCUAGAUAGGUUUAAUAAAUAAAAAUUCGACUAGUUAUCAUUUAAAGUUUAGCAAACAAUCAUGUUGUGUAGCAUAUAUUUGCUAUUGAUUGAUAAUUUCUGCUUUGUCAGUAUAGAUCUAUUGGCAACAAGAUGACAUUACAUCAACUUAACUUUAUUAAUUAUUAAUUGACUUUAAAUGCACAUCGAGUUUAUAUAGAUUGAGUGAUAAUUGAAGCAUAUUAAUUAUACAUGAUAAUAGUAAAAUAGUAUAAUGUAACUGCCUCUUUCAAUAACGGAAAAAUAUUAUAUUUAAUCAUAAAUCAAGAAAAGCUUUAUUCAAUAAUGUUAAUGAUAAAUAUUGAAAAAGAAAUCUUUGAUAUUAAAUUGAUCAUUCACAAUAAUAUUGUUGAAAUUUAAUAUCAAAUUAUAUUAAUUCAAUCGGGUCUCGCGUUGGCUUAUCAAUACAGUAAAAAAUUUUAAUAUAAGAAAUAAUCGCACAAUUAACGAGAAAAUUUUUUAUCACAAAUUAAUUAUUAUUAUGGUACCAUUUUGCACUUUUUCAUACAAUGUAGUUAAGCUACAACAAACAUAAUCAAUAUUUUACGUAUUUACAAUACAAGAUGCAUCCUUUUCCACCAUGAGCUAAUGGUGGAAUUUUAAUAAUUUAAUGUUAAGGAUUCUGUGCAUUUUUUAACAUUAAUUAAUACGCAUUUAGUUGAAAAAAAUUUUAAUAAUUUUUAUAGAACUGCACUGCUGUCAAAUUUAAGUCUUAUUUCAAUUAUUAUGUAAAUGAAUUAAUUUUCCAUCGUAUUGUCUAUUUUAAUGGUAACAUAUAUACGAGUAUGUUAACAUGUAUAUAAAUUUAUUUUUUAUCAAUGGUGUUUGCAAUUAAAAAAAGUUAUCAAUUAAUGUUGUAAUGAUAAAUACUCGCAAAUUAAAAGUGCAAAAGUACAAAUAAAUAGCUCAGCGAGGCCUGAUCGGAUAUUGAAUGAUGUAAGUUGUAAAGACAUGCUACGGAGAAAACGAAAAAAUCUAGUAGUUUCCAUCGUUUGUCUCAUAAUUUUUGAUUCAAUCAUGUUUUUUCAUCACUACAUCUCAUCAACGUUAUAAUUCAAUAUCCAUUCAAAGGUAUUGUAUAUUUCAAGUUUGAUUGACAAUGCAAUAAAUUGUAUGUGGGCUACGUUUUCAUCAUGAUUGAGUGUAAUAAUUAAUAAUUAAUAAAAUAAUAAAACAAGUAAAA
Messenger RNA from Chelonus insularis, 4555 nucleotides. RefSeq names its product CCR4-NOT transcription complex subunit 6-like twin (gene twin). The coding region runs from base 85 to 1161 and encodes 358 amino acids. Gene Ontology annotation, biological process: nuclear-transcribed mRNA poly(A) tail shortening. The record is from RefSeq and is a predicted model, not a curated record. Gene Ontology annotation, molecular function: poly(A)-specific ribonuclease activity. The transcript is spliced from 7 exons. NCBI's taxonomy places the organism in Eukaryota, Metazoa, Arthropoda, Insecta, Hymenoptera, Braconidae. Gene Ontology annotation, cellular component: cytoplasm; nucleus; CCR4-NOT complex.